GAACCAAUAAAAAUUGAUUGGAAAAUUGGAAAUUUUCCAAUUAUCAAUAUUAUAAAGUUAUCACAUCUAUUGGAAAUAAGCCAUCUUACAAUACCGCUAUUUCUUAUUUUGAAGAUUUUGGAUUAUCCAAUGCUACGAUCUAUGGCAAUCGGCGAAAAUAGAUCUACCAUGUUUGAAGUUGCUAUAACCCUUGAUAUAAGACAAAUGCCAUCGUUAUGA
Racocetra persica is the source of this 219-nucleotide messenger RNA. The record is from the annotation of a GenBank genome assembly. Lineage: Eukaryota; Fungi; Glomeromycota; Glomeromycetes; Diversisporales; Gigasporaceae.